Fulvia fulva is the source of this 807-nucleotide messenger RNA. Its product is annotated as putative O-acetyltransferase CAS1. The record is from RefSeq and is a predicted model, not a curated record. Bases 1 to 807 code for a protein of 268 amino acids. The transcript has a single exon. Lineage: Eukaryota; Fungi; Ascomycota; Dothideomycetes; Mycosphaerellales; Mycosphaerellaceae.
AUGUCCUUCGAUGCGGGGGAGUUCUUCCAUCAUCGCGUCGACCAGGAUCAAUACAUCGUCUACGUCGGCAUGCUGGUGGCAAUGUUGUAUGUCUGGAUCAAAGAUAUCCUCUCCUCCGACAAGCAGCAAGACAGCCUCAGCAGAACUUUGAGGAAAGCCUUCCCAGCUCUCCAAUACCUCGUCAUUGCAGCAUCAAUACUUGCCUUUGGAUAUUACUUCUACUGGACCAACACAGCCCUGAAAUCCACAGCAGCUUUCAGCAAACUACAACCAUAUCUCACGAUCACGCCCAUCCUGACGUUCAUCAUCCUACGGAAUGCUCAUCCACUCCUUCGUAACUGGCACUCUGCAGCCUUCGCUUGGCUGGGCCGGUAUUCGGGUGAAAUGUAUGUGAUGCAGAAUCAUCUCUGGCUAGCAGUCGACCAGGAAAGCGUGCUGCGUACCGGCUUCUUCCAUGGAGAUGACACGGUCUGGGGCGAUCGGUGGAGAGAUCUAGUGCUCAUUACGCCGCUGUACUUGAUCGCUUGCAGUAUUGUUGGGGAUGCCACGGGCGUUAUUGCAAAUUGGUUUAUUGAAGACCAUGAGUCGACAGAAGCGACAGGUGAUACCAAACCUGUUGCUGAGGUUGAGAUGGGUCUGUUGGCUGGCGAAGUCAUGGAGGAAGAUGGAGCGCUUUCGACUGAGGAAGUAGCGAAUAGGCCGAGUGUCCUACAACGGGAAAAGGCUGCAGUGUGGCCAGCGAGAGUGCGGGACAGAGGUACUCGAGUACUCUUCGUGAUGUGGCUGUUGAAAAUCUUGUACACCUAG